AUGAGCAAAGACCAUACUAUUUCUGGUUCUGAAAAAGGACAACGUCUUGCAAGAACCACGUAUCCAACGUAUGACCGGAACAAACUUCCUACGUUACAGGAAGUCCUUAGUCGUAAAACGGCGCCUCCUGUAUGUCUUUACAACUUUUAUCUUUACAUGAGAGAUAGAGAGCAGGCAUCAGAAUAUCUAGAUUUUUAUCUUGAUGUGUUAGAACAUGAAAAUAUAUGCAAAGCAUUCGUAAAAGACAUAAAAAAACUUGGAUUGGAUCUCAACAUUGAGUAUCCAGAGUAUGAAAGGUAUCGACCUGCUGGGAUAGCACCGGAAAAAGGUAAAUUGAGUAGACUUAGCGUAGCUACGAGUAAUGAUGGGGGUGUUCAAAGACAAUUGAGCGCUUCAUCACGUGAGUCAAAUGUCACAAAUAGCACCGGUGGCGUUUUUGAUACCCCUUCACGUCCUGAUUCACCAUAUUCAGGCCAACACAUAAUCGAUAUAGCGACUGCGAGUAAAGCGUCACGAUUUACGAGACAUAGAGAUUCAGUUCGAUCAAACAAGACUAAUACUACCACAGGCAAUCUUUCUUUUUAUGGACGGGAACGUCCAUUUACAAAAGAUGACCUUCGCAUAUCUGCGGAACGUAUUUAUUACAAAUAUAUUAGCGAUGAAUCUGAAAAAGAGAUUGAGUUGUCAGAUCAUACUCGUGAAAAAAUAAAACUUAUUAUGGAAGAAGAAAGUGGCACUCUAAACAAAAGAGCUGAUCCAUGGAUUUUUUAUGAGGCAAAAAGGGAGGUUUUCGAAUUCAUGCAAAGAGAGCAUUUUCCUAGGUUUUUGGAGGCAAGAGCGUUUGGCAAUAUGAACAUCUUGCAAACCAUGUUAAGAUUAGUUCUCGGAUUAUUCUUUUUAUUCAUCGGAUUUGCCACAGCAUUAAGUUUGAUUUUCUUAGAUGUUAAACCAAGGGCUGUUAGGAUAUGGUGUUUAAUUCCUAUUCUUAUGGGUGUAACCAAUUUAUUUGCCAAUCAAAGGGAACUUAUUUCCUCACCGUUGAAAGACUAUCCUGAAGGAUUUCAUAAAGUUUUGUGUUAUAGUAGUGUCUUCCCUUCUCCAAAUUCUCCUACGAAUUCUCCGAGACAUAUCAUUCAUACAAGGGGCGCGUUAGCUGCUGUUGGUGCAAAUAAUUAUACGCAGAAUAAUCAUGAUCAAUGCGAUGCGUGUGGUUAUGGUGGUCGUUUAAUGUGCUGUGACUCUUGUCCAAAAGCUUUUCAUUUUACAUGUCUGGUACCUCCUCUUGACGUUGAUAAUCCGCCAAAAGGAAAUUGGUAUUGUCGUGAAUGUAAGAGUGAUAAGGCUUCACCGUCGAUGCCAGCACAAGGCCCUUUCCAAGAGCUGAUAUACAAAGCCCGUUGCUCUAAUCCAAAAUCUUAUUUGUUGCCGGAACACGUUAGAAACGCAUUUGAAGAUGUCGGUACAGGCCCUCAUGGCGAAUAUGUAGAUACAAACAAAGUCAAGUUCGAACAAAAAGAUCGGAAUGGGUUCACACUUGAACCAGAUCAUCAUCGUAUGAUAGAUGACAAUGGAAAACUUAUACGGUGUUUUAAGUGCAAGCUUCCUCCAAGCAAAUCGAAACCAAUAAUGUCUUGUGAUUUUUGUGAUCUUCAUUGGCAUUUCGAUUGCUUGGAUCUCCCAUUAGUAAUUCCUAUACCGGCGAACAAAAAAUGGAUGUGUCCAUGCCAUGUAGAUCAUGCGUUGCCGCCAUUACGAAGGUUAUGUUCAGAUAAUAAUUUGCCUUUCAACGACAAUACAGCCGUCGAAUACUCUCCACAAAAAAAAAUACACAUCGAAUGUGAUCCAGAAUUCUACCUCAAUGACACAUUGCAUAAAUUACCUAAGCAUGGUGUCAAGCUUAAUUAUAUUGAACAAAUAAUUGACAAUGGUCGGCAUAAUGAUGAAAGACCAGCUGAUAGAGAUGUUCAGCAAAUGGUCAUGGAAGGUUCACCAACUUUUCAAGUUACAAAUGAAAGUGGUGUGACAUUUGAUGAACCAAUAAGCCCCAAAAGGGCGCGUGAAAGUGUUGAAUUAAAGGAUUUUAAUUCUUUCCUUGUAUCUGGUAACACCAAUAAAGAAUCGAUAGAUCAACCUCGUGUAAAAAGAACACGUCAAGAUGAAGCAAUCAAAAUAGACGUAAAUGCAACUGAGGGUUUUGAGACCAUUUCACAUUGUAUGACCCAUGUUGCCGAUAUGAGCAGCCAUUCAGAGAAACCUAAUUCUGAAUCAACUUUUUCCGAUGAAAUAUUUGAGAUUGAAGAAAGAUUAGAAAAAAAUGAAGAGGUUUAUAAAGAAAACCCAUUACGUUUAUUGAUGGAAGUCGCGUUGGUUGAUAUG
Molecule: messenger RNA, 2376 nt
Organism: Racocetra persica
Lineage: Eukaryota; Fungi; Glomeromycota; Glomeromycetes; Diversisporales; Gigasporaceae
Source: the annotation of a GenBank genome assembly